AUGGUUCAUGCUGAACCGAUCCACCGAUUGUCAAGGUAUGUGAUGCAUUAUGUUUCUAAAUUAUGCGAUCACAAGCAAACUUUGAUGAGAUUGUCCGGAACCGGAACUAUAUCCGGAAGCUUUUCACUUCAUGUAGUUUGGAUCAUAAUGAGAUUGUUGUCCAAAUUAGAUGUUAAACUAAAGCAGUGUAGAGAUCCUCCCGCUAAUCGGUUCUUCGCUAUGAACAACUUCCAUUUCAUCAUGCAGAACAUCCAAGCGUGUCCGGAGUUGCUAGAAAUUGUAGCGGACGACAAUCUUAACAAGCUGAAUGCGAAGUUUCAAAAGGCGAGAUUUGAUUACCUUAAGUUAACUUUUGAUGUGGUUUUGAGGAAUUUGAGAGAUGAGGGAGUGAAUAAGAUUAAGAUCUUAUCUUUUCGGGUUGUGAAAUUGAAAGAUAGAUUGAAGAGAUUCAAUUAUGAGUUUGAGAAACAUGAAAAGGAACUUGGGAAAGUAGUUGUCCCAGAUUUCGGACUUGUGUUGGAGCUUCGUAAAUUGAUUGUUGAAAUGGUGGUGACUGCUUAUGCCUCCUUUCUUGUUCAUACAAAGAAGGUAGCUCGCUUGGAGACGUAUGUGAAGUACUCAGUUGAGGAGAUUGAGUCUGCCAUUCAAGGAUUCUAUGAUUGCAGAUAA
Messenger RNA from Helianthus annuus (common sunflower), 669 nucleotides. Its product is annotated as exocyst complex component EXO70B1. The transcript has a single exon. Gene Ontology annotation, biological process: exocytosis. NCBI's taxonomy places the organism in Eukaryota, Viridiplantae, Streptophyta, Magnoliopsida, Asterales, Asteraceae. The record is from RefSeq and is a predicted model, not a curated record. The coding region runs from base 1 to 669 and encodes 222 amino acids. Gene Ontology annotation, cellular component: exocyst. Gene Ontology annotation, molecular function: phosphatidylinositol-4,5-bisphosphate binding.